ACUUGUCGUAUUGCAGCGUCUCUGGUCCUUGGGUUGUUCGUUAGCUUCUGGUUUUCGUCAUUCAGACGACAUUUUUGCAGAGUCAAGUUCCUGGUUCCACGAUGACGUGUAGGUGAUUGCCUCGGAUAAUUAAGCAGUGACGUCAUCAUUUAAGUUUUUAGACGUGUAAAAAGUUGUAAUUAUUUACAAGCAGUUCUGGAUUUCAAAAAGUUGUAAUCCUUUUCAAGAAGUGUCUGAUUUCAAAAUGAUAAGUGUUCAGACAUAUUAACAUUAUUAAGGAGAUAUAGUAAACAUUAAUUGUUUAAAGUUAUUUAUAAUUAUAUUGGAAUUAUAGAUGAGAGACAAUGACGCGUCAGUUAUUAUCCGUCGUUAUUCCUGUUAUUGUGAUAUUAGUAUUGUUUAAUGUUUGCUCAGCUCAAAGAACUCGAGCUCCCAGAGGACAACAAGUAACAAAUGUUGCCGAUGCGUUUGCUAGAUAUAAUGAAGUAUUUUUAGCUGGUGAAAUGAGUACAGCUCAGAGUGCUAGACGACGAUUUGUUUUAGUUCGAGCCACCAGCAACAGACUCAACACGGUGUUUGAAAUAUCUGUAGACUUCAGACAACCACAGGUUGUUUUACGAUUACGAACACAAGACAGUAGAGAAUAUCAACUAACGUUUCCAACUAGAUCGUUACAUCAGGGUACGACCAAAAGAUUCCUGUUACACUUCCAUGAUCUCGAGAUGCCCUCUAAUUCCGUCCGGCUGUUUGUCGACUGUGAAGGGUUGGGGUUAGAUAAAACAGAAAUUCCCAUUAGAAGAUUACUACAAGGCAAUGUUACAGUGAGAAAACAUCCAGAUUUUCAAUUCUACACGAGCUCAUCUUUAGAGGCACAACUGAGGGCCCAGAGAUGUGGACGAGAAUCGUACCGGGUUACCACAACCACGGAAGCACCAAAACUAGAAAUACCCGCCUGGGCAUCAGAGAGAUAUUCACCCCAGAGAAGUAUACCGGAUAUAAGUGGUCAACCUCGUCCUACUGCCCGACCCAGGAUUUCUAUAGUUAAUGAGGAUACAACUGGAACUAUCAAUGGACAAGAUCCGUAUUUAAAAAUGAUUGAAGCGGUCAACGCAUUAACGGGGACCGUGAGAGAACUAAAACAGCAUAUGACGUCACAGGUACAAGAGACGAAAGCAUUACGAGAGGCUAUUGCUAAUUGUGCUAUGUGUAGAGGUGACCGACCCAACAUACGUCGCUGUUCGUCGAACCCAUGUUUUCAGGGGGUGAGAUGCAUUGACACGGAGGAAGGCUUCCGGUGUGGUUCCUGUCCACGUGGUUACCAUGGUGACGGUGUGACAUGUAACCGCUAUACCACCUGUAGUGAUAGACCCUGUUAUCCAGGUGUUCGAUGUGUUGAUACUGGAAGAGGUUUCCGGUGUGGCGCGUGUCCAGCCGGAUUUACUGGUGACGGUACUAGAGGGGGGUGUACACCUUUUAGACAAACCUGUACAUCAAGACCCUGUUUCCCGGGAGUUCGAUGUGAGGAUGUUCCUGAAGGAUUCCGCUGUGGUCCCUGUCCAACCGGUUACAGUGGAAAUGGAACCCACUGUGAAGAUGUCGAUGAGUGUCGAUAUAGUCGACCAUGUGAUGCUCUAGCUACCUGUGAGAAUUUAUCACCUGGUUUUACCUGUACGUCCUGUCCACCUGGGUAUACCAGCCCACCUGUACAAGGUGUUGGUUUAGAGAGCGCUAAAACACAAAAACAGAUCUGUGAAGAUAUCAAUGAAUGUAAUGAUGGUAGAAAUGGUGGAUGUGUUGUUAAUUCUCGCUGUGUCAAUACACCAGGAUCCUAUAGAUGCGGUAAUUGUAUUAAGGGUUUUACCGGGAAUCAGACAGUUGGGUGUACCCCAGCCGGUAUCCUGUGUCCCGAUGGUGUUACCAGAUGUUCUGAAAAUGCUAAAUGUAUAAGAAGACGAGGAUUUGAUGGAUACGUCUGUCAGUGUAAUGUAGGGUAUGCUGGUGAUGGUAAGAAGUGUUUUAAAGACACAGAUUUAGAUGGUAUACCAGAUGAAGCUUUACCCUGUAACGACAGACGCUGUAAGAAGGAUAAUUGUGUUACUGUACCAAAUAGUGGCCAAGAAGAUGCUGAUGGCGAUAUGAUUGGUGAUGCUUGUGAUGAUGACAUGGAUAAUGACGGUAUCGUCAAUAACCCCGAUAACUGUCCAUUGGUAGCUAAUCCUGAUCAAAUAGAUUCUGAACCAGGUGAACCUGAUAAACGUGGCGAUGCUUGUGAUAAUUGUCCUACAGUUCCUAAUGCUGAUCAAUCAGACACGGACACAGAUGGUCUGGGCGAUAAUUGUGAUCCAGAUAUAGAUAAUGAUGGAAUAUUAAAUGGUAAUGAUAAUUGUUUUAUUUGUACAGGAAUAUUAAAUGUUUGA
Molecule: messenger RNA, 2417 nt
Organism: Patella vulgata (common limpet)
Lineage: Eukaryota; Metazoa; Mollusca; Gastropoda; Patellidae
Product: thrombospondin-4
Exons: 15
Coding region: 345-2417 (690 amino acids)
Biological process (GO): cell adhesion
Molecular function (GO): calcium ion binding
Source: RefSeq, a predicted model, not a curated record